Molecule: messenger RNA, 1358 nt
Organism: Telopea speciosissima
Lineage: Eukaryota; Viridiplantae; Streptophyta; Magnoliopsida; Proteales; Proteaceae
Product: ribosome biogenesis protein WDR12 homolog
Exons: 14
Coding region: 41-1357 (438 amino acids)
Biological process (GO): ribosome biogenesis
Cellular component (GO): preribosome, large subunit precursor
Molecular function (GO): protein binding
Source: RefSeq, a predicted model, not a curated record
AUCAGUGGUUUUUGGACACUUUUCAUCUUCUCUUUCCAUAAUGAUGGGGUUUAACGGAGAUGUAGCAGAAUCAUCAAGGCGGGUUCAGGUCCGCUUUGUGUCGAAGCUCAAGCCGCCUAUGAGAGUUCCGCCAUCUUCUAUUGCAAUCCCCUCCAACCUCACCAGGAUGGGCCUAUCUGCUGUUGUCAAUAAUCUUAUCAAAGCUGAAAGUUCUGAUUGGGAACCUCAACCUUUUGAUUUUCUCAUUGAUGGUGAGCUGGUUCGGAUGCCACUUGAACAGUUUCUCCUUGCCAAGGGCAUUUCUGCGGAGAAGAUUCUUGAAAUUGAAUACAUAAGGGUUGUGGCACCACGAAAGCAGGAGGAACCAUGUUUACAUGAUGAUUGGGUCAGUGCAGUUGAUGGUUCUAAUCCUAGGUUCAUAUUAACUGGGUGCUAUGACAGUUUUGCAAGGGUAUGGAAAGCUGGUCGGUCGUGUACACAUAUAUUAGAGGGACAUGGUGAUCCAGUUACUUCUGUAACUAUUGUCAAUCAAAAAGUUACUGAGGAUGUUACCAACAUAUGUGUAGCCACAGCUUCAAAAGAUCGGACAUUAAGGUUGUGGAAGUUUGAUGUAGAUGAGGUCCUCGAUCAUCCUACGAAGGUUAGAGCCUUUAAAAUCCUCAAUGGGCACAAAUCGUCUGUACAAACUGUUGCGGCUCAGACGUCUGGAGAUAUGGUAUGUUCUGGUUCUUGGGAUUGUACUAUCAAUUUAUGGCAGACAGAUGAGUCUGAUGCAGAAAGUGAUCUAGUUUCAAUAAAAAAGAGAAAAGUGGGAAGCAAGAGAGAAGAAUUGCAGUCAGAGGGGGAGGCUGUAUCCACACUUGUGGGACAUACACAAUGUGUAUCUUCUGUUGUCUGGCCAGAACGGGAAACUAUAUAUUCUGCGUCAUGGGAUCAUUCUGUUAGAAAGUGGGAUUUUGAAACAGGCAAAUCCUCGAACAUUUUCUGUGGGAAAGCCCUCAACUGCCUUGAUGUUGGAGGUGAAAGUUCUGCACUUAUUGCUGCUGGUGGUUCCGACCCUGUCCUUAGGAUAUGGGAUCCUCGAAAACCAGGAAGUUCUGCUCCCAUCUUUCAGUUCUCAUCUCACUCCUCUUGGAUCACGGCUUGCAAGUGGCACAAAAGAUCAUGGUUUCAUUUGGUUUCUGCGUCUUAUGAUGGGAAGUUGAUGUUAUGGGAUUUAAGAACUGCGUGGCCGCUGACAGUACUAAACUCACAUAAUGACAAGGUGCUUUGUGCUGACUGGUGGAAAGGUGAUAGUGUAGUCAGCGGUGGAGCAGACUCCGAACUUUGCAUUUCUUCUGAAAUUCCUUUUGAGUGAG